UCAUUAUUGCACUUAGAUAUCUCACCUUCACCUGUAACUCAACAUACCUAAAAUUGAAUUAAUAAUCUUCUCUAAAACCAACUUGAAUUUCCCAAGAUUCCUGUCUUUGCCAGUUGUACCACUAUUAGUCACCUACAUUUGAAUCUUUGAGGGCAUCUUCAACUACUCAAUUUUCCUAUAUCCUGUCCAUCAGCAAGUCUUAUCAAGUCUUAGAACUAUUCUUCCUUUCCAUUACAUUUCCACUACCAUCAUUUCACACUUGAAUGUUAUAACAACCUUCUGGAAGGCUUUACAUAUACCUCAUUGUUAGUCUCUCACUCCUUAGUAGCAAGAUUUCAACCCUGAAUAAAUUCCACAGUCCACCUUUUCUACUUUUACAUUCAGGAUACUGGGUGAUGCUAUGGAAAAUUAUGUAAAGCUAGAGAUUGGGUACCUCAGCAGAGUCUUGGGAUCCAAUCUCUGUGGACUUGUAGUCCUAUUUAAUCCUUUACCUUUUCCUUCACUUUCCUGUCAGCAGUGAUUUUAAAACCCACACCACCCUCCAGGACUCUCUUCCACUCUUCUACACUUCCCCUUCUCACAUCCUUCAGAUAAACUUAUCUCCCACAUUCAAUCAGUUACCGAGUUUUGCCAGUUUUUAUUUUUUUUUAGUUUUGCCUGUUUUAAUGGUAUAUUUCACCAGUCUCCUUGCUCCUCUCUAUCCCUACUGUGUUCUAGCUCAUGCCCUCCUUAUCUCCUGCCUCAUCUAGUUAUUUACAUACAUGUGGUCUCCUUACUUUGAGGCUUGUUCCUCUCAAAUUUAUCCUCCAUAUUGCAGCUAGAGGAGAGACUUCUCUCAAACACACGGCUGACCAUGUCACUUACUACUUAAAACAUUUCAAGGUUUCCCAAUACACAGGAUAAAAAGUCUAGGCUCCUUAGCAUAACCUAUACAUCUCUCUGAUCUGACACCUUUUUGCUUCUCCCAUCUUAUCCUGUUAUAUUUUAUUCUACAACAAUUCCAAAUUUUAAGAAGUUCUUAUAAACACUUCUAUGCUUCUAUCAUGCUAGUCCCUCUCCAUACAAUACUCUUCUCAACUCUUUCCAUCAAGUUAACUAUUGUUCAUCCUUCCAAGUUUAAGGCAUCAUCUCUUCCAGUAGCCUUCUUCAGACCCCCAUAUUCUGCUUCUUUGAGCUCCCAUACCCUUUAAGCAUACCUCUUACCUUUACCAAAUGCAAUUGAAAUUCUUUGUUUAUAUGUUUCUCACUUGGAUUUGUGAGCAACCUGCCCAUUUUACUCAUCUUGUACCCCUAGAAUCUAGCAUGAUGCGAGAUUAGCUAACGCUAAGGUGCUUAGUGUUUGUUGAACAGAUUAUUUGAAGUCAACACAUCAUGCUCAUUUCUGUCUCUCCCAUAUCUGAUACUGUUUUCAUCCCCUGGAAUGCCCUUAUCUGCCUUCCUUACAAUUCAAAUCCUUCUUGUCCUCCAAGAUCCAUCAUAACUUCCCUCACUGCUCUAGCUGCUGGUAUUCUCCCCCUCCUCUGAUUCCUCAUAGACUUCACUUUUUCGUUGACAAUUGCAUUAAUUUUAGCCCCUUAACUGAAUUAGCCUCCUUGAGACAAGGGAUUAUAUUUUAUUCUGCAAUAUCCAUCUCAGCACUUUAUAUGGUGUAAUAAGUACAUAGUUUUUCUUAGUAUUUGCUAAUUGUUUAUUGAGAGGCAGUGUCAUGUAGAAGGAUAAACAUAGAUUGGGAGAUAUGUUUGAAGUCAUUUACCCGGUUGUAGCUCAGAUUCCUCAGGUGUAAAGUGAAAAUAGGCUACUUCACAGUAUUGUCAAAGGAUGAAAUGAAGCAGUACAGUAUCCAUUACAGAAUAGGUCCUUAACAAAUGUUACUUUUUUAAAAAUGUUUUUCUCCUGUUGUAAUUUAAAAACAGGUAAAUUAGACUUUUUCUACUUUUUUUCAUAAAGUAAAUCCCACAUUAAGGUGCAUUUUUGCUUAUAUGUAGCUCUCAAUUGACUAUUUUCCAUUUAAGCUAAUAGACCAAUGGUUCUCACCUUGACUACAUGUUAGAAUCAUACAGGGAGCUUUUAGAAAUCUCAAUGCUCAGGCCAUCCCUCAAAUCAAUUAAAUUAGAAUCCCUAGGACCUACACAUUAGUGUUUUGUUUUCUCUUUUUUAACUCCCCAAUUGAUUAGGAUAUAGAGCUAAGAUUGAGGACCACAGCGUUAGACUAUUUAAAGACAUGUACUUCCCCAAUCUGUGCUUUGAAAACAAAGAUCAUAUAGUCUGGGGAGUUAUAAGAUAGAGCUGUGAUUAGGAGAAAAAUGGGCACCACAAGUGUUAGGUAAUGGAAGAUUCUGAAAGCUAUGAGAUGCAAAGAAGCUUGAGUUUCUGAAUGAAGUCAGAAACAAGGAAUCCUAGCAGAGCUGAGGGCAGCAGAGCUGGACAGGGCCAAGGAGCAGACCAAGAUGGGAGAUUAGAAAGUGUAAGAAACAUAGUGGAUUAAAGAGAUUUAGAGUAUACUUAUCUUGGUGAGCACUAAAUAAUGUAUAAAAUUGUUGAAUCAUUAUAUUGUAUACCUGGAACUAAUGUAACACUAUAUAUUAAUUAUAUUUCAAUUAAAAAAGGAAAAGAAAAAGAAAUAUAGUGGAGGCAGGUUACAGAAGGAUUAGACCAGGAAUUCUGAACUUGGAGUCAAUAAAUAGACUUCAUAUCUUCAGAGAAAGUGUUUACACCAUUUUUAUAUAUUAUUUUCUGAGAUGUCUAUAUCUAGAAAAACCUAAAGGAUAUCAGUAUUUGAAAAAGACAAGGGCUAAGGUAAUAGUAAUCAGACCAGAAUUCCAGAACUGCCUCUGGACCUUUUAUAUGUGACCUGCAGCUUCUCUAAACCCCUAUAUUACCUAUAUUAUAAUCUUCCAAUAUAAUUUGUAAAGAAACAAAGGAGGAACUGAGGAGAAUAUUAUGUAUACUAUAUACUUUAUAAGCACUAAACAAAUAUGUAAAACCCCUGAAAUAUGAGUACAUAAUCAUAAUGAAGAUCAUUGGCUCGAUAUUAGGGCAGUGGUGCUCAACAAUGGCUGUAUUAAAAAAAAUCAUCUAAAAAAACGCUUUCAAAAAGUAAGAAAGCCUGGUUCAACUCCUAGAGAUUCUGAUUUAAAUGGGCCUGUAACAUGAAUAUUUUUAAAUUUUUCACAUGGUUCUAAUGUGUAGCUAGCAUUGAGAACCACUAACCUAGAGGAAACCAGGUAUCCUGCUUAUCUUGCAUAACUUGGGUGCUCUCAAAAUGUAUGGUGUUGGCCAAGCAGAUCUGAGUCUUAAUUUUCACACCUGUUAAAUAAGUAUUAAUUUUUUGAAAAGGUUUGUUCUGAGCAUGCAUAGUCCUGGAUUUAGUCUUUAGCUUUGCAGGAAGUCCAGAAUCUUCAUGGUAGAUCAGCCUCAAAUCAGGGACUGACCAGACCACAAACAAACUUGGCAAACACUUAUAAAUAAUCAAGGAAGCAGAAAGGUAUUCCCUUAGUGUAUUUCCCACACGUUCUCUAAGAAUAAUUACCUGUGGUAUUGUUAAAAUACAAAUUCCCUCUCCUAGAGACAGUGGAUCAUGUUCUCCAGGGGAGGAGCUUGGGGAUCUAUAUUUAAGUAAUGCUCCAAGUAAUUCUUAUCAGAGAAGUCUGGGAAACAUUGUAAUUUAAGUUAAUACGUUGUCAUUCUGAUAGUGAUUUAUGGUAGGAGAAGAUAUGUAUUUUUUCAGUUCUCAGGGUUUUUAAAACUUGGAUCUAUCAUCCAGGGAUAUCCCUUUUUUGGGAUCAAAGAAUAUGGGAAACCAAAUUAUAAUCAGAAAGUGACUUGGUGAGCAUGAAAUCAGAGCACUGGGAGAGAGGAUAGUUACGAGGAAUCAUUCAUUCAGUCUUUGGCAUAACCUGCUGAGCUCUCCUGGGCCCACUAGAGUAUCUGUCAAUAGUACGCAGAGUCCUCAUGUUCUUCCAAGUUAGUAUCUUUCUUUCCCCCUUGACAAUAUUCUCUUGUUUCUAUGAAUAAUCUUUGCUUGGACAAGACACAUACACUUGAUAAUGAUUAAUUUAGAAUCCUUUGAAUGAUUAAGGGGCUGUUUGAUUUAAAAGAUGACCUCGCUUGACCCUAAAAUUACUGCAGCCACCAAUUUAUUGCCCCUUCUUUAGGGUGGGAUUAUUUUAUAUUUGGCUUAUGAAAUUUAUUAAUUUGCUACUUCUGACCAAAGAGAAAGUAGAAGAAUAAUGAGGUUAAGAAAAUAAAGAUUAAUUUAUCCCCUGCUUUCAAUUCUACCUAAGAAGCAGAGUAGAGAGGUAGCUGGUAUACCUAUUCUAUAGUUCUUGACUCUUUUGAAGUGGUAACUAGUAGUUUUGUUUUAGAAUUUUGCUUUCAGCUUUUAUCCUUAGAGUGGGGCUCACUGAACCUCUCUCCUUUCUAAAAUCUGUCUGUGGAAAUUACUUUUGGUAAACUAAUGCACUACAGUGAUUUCAGCAUUUAGUAUGAGAACCUACGUUUGCCAUAUUUGUAAUAUCACCUUUACAUCUUUAGAAAUGUUCCGAUCCCAUAUGCAAGGAAGUGAACACCAAAUUAAAGAAUCCAUUGUUAUCAACCUAGUGAAGAAUUCAAAGAAGACACAAGACUCUUACCAAGAUGAAUGUGCAGAUUACAUCAAAGUGCAGAAAGCCAGAGGAUCAGAGUCCAAGACUUGUUUCAGAAAGAUGGAAGAGGGUUCUUUGGAAACCCGUGGGUACAGGGAAGUAGUUGAUUCCAGGUCCAGACAUAGAAUGUUUGAACAGAGACUCCCAUGUGAGUCUUUCUGGACAUACCCAGGAUCAUACAAUAUUUCACAACCAGGAGAAAACCAAUUACCUCAUUGCUCACCAGCUCAUUCAAAGAGGACCUAUGACUCUUUCCAAGAUGAACUGGAAGAUUACAUCAAAGUGCAGAAAGCCAGAGGACUAGAUCCAAAGAUUUGUUUCAGAAAGAUAAGAGAGAACACUAUGGAAACCCGUGGGUACAGAGAAGUUGAUUCUGGACCCAGACAAAGAAUAUUUGAGCAAAGAUUUUCACUUGAGAUUUCCCAGACCUACCAUCAACCAUAUAAUAUUUCACCAGUGGAAAGCCAGUUAUAUCACCGGUUACCAGCUCAUUCAAAGAGGACUUAUGAUUCCUUCCAAGAUGAACUUGAAGAUUACAUCAAAGUGCAGAAAGCCAGAGGACUAGAGCCAAAGACUUGUUUUAGAAAGAUUAGUGAUAGCUCUAUGGAAACCCAUAAGUACAAAGAAAUGGUUGAUUCCAGACCCAAACAUAGAAUAUUUGAGCAAAAACUCCCAUUUGAGACUUCCCAGACCUAUACAGGAUCAUACAGUAUUUCACAAGCACUAGAAAACCAGUUACCUCAUUGCUUACCAACUAAUGACAGCAAACAGAAACUAGACUCCAUGAUCUCUUGUCAACCCAUCAGAGACUAUUUCCCAGAAAAACCAGUACCCCUGAGCCUUAGUCAGCAAGAAAAUAACUCUGGCCCAUACAGUGUAGAAUCUGAAGUUUACAAGCACCUCUCCUCAGAAAACAGUACCAGUGACCAUCAAGCAGAUCAUAAACGGAAACAUCAGAAGAGAAGAAGACACCUGGAGGAAGGUGAAGAAAGGCCAGAGAAAGAGCAGUCCAAGCAUAAAAGGAAAAAGAGUUAUGAGGAUACUGAUCUAGAUAAGGACAAGAGCAUCCGACAAAGGAAGAGAGAGGGAGAUAAAGUCAGUGUCAGUUCAGGAAAGCUUAAACAUCGAAAAAAGAAAAAAAGCCAUGAUGUAUCCCCUGAGAAAGAAGAACGUAAGCACAAGAAAGAGAAAAAGAAAUCUGUUGAAGAAAAGACAGAAGAGGAAAUGCUUUGGGAUGAAUCUAUUCUUGGAUUUUGAGCUUUUAGUUUUUGUUUACCCAAGGAUGAAUUGAAGAAAUCAGUUAAGAACAUGGAUUUAGACAAACAGGAACAUCUAGUGAAGAAAAGGAGCAGUGGAUACAGUCAGUGUCAGUUCAGGAAAGCUUAGUUUUUGUGUGUAUAAGUUGAAAUUGAAUUGAAAGAAGAAACAAACAAGCUUAGACCUACCCUCUGAGAAAGAACAUAAGAAAAACAUAACACAACAAGAACAUAAGAGAAAAGGAAGCCUGUUGAAGAAAAGACAAGAGUCAAUGUUUUGGGAGGAGUCUGUUCUAGGAAUUUGAACAUUUUAUUUUGUUUACCUAAGGAUGAAUUGAAGAAAUCAGUUUAGAAAAUGGAUUUAGACAAAAAACAAAAACAUCCAAUGAAGAAGAGAAGAGGUGAAUAUGGUUAUUGUCAAUUCAGGAAAGCUUAGUUUUUUGGGGGGUGUAAAAAUUGAAAAUGACUUGAAAGAAGAAACAAGCAUAAACCUAGCCUCUGAGAAAGAAGAAUAUAAGAACACAAGAAUAGAAAAGGAAACCUGUUGAAGAAAGAUAAUGCUUUGGGAUGAGUCUACUCUUGGAUUUUGAACUUUUUAGUUUUGUUCCCUUAAGGUUGAAUUGAAGAAAUAAGUUGAAGAGUUUGGUUUCAUGAAAUUGUUAUUUGAAUUUUCCUAAAUGAACAGUUAACUUUAACCUCUAACAAAAGCCAAGUGAAGUAAAAGUAUUCAAUAUGCCUUUUCCUUAAGUUACUUUUCCUCAUUUUCUUAAAAAAAAAGAAAAAAAUUACGUUUCUUACAUAUAAUGUAAUUUUGCUUAAUGAGGUUGUCUCUACUUCUAUUCAUCAAAUUGCUGUGGUGGUGAAUUAUUUACCCAUGGGAGAUAAUUUAUUUUAAGUGAGAGAAUUACCAGGCAUUAGAGAAUCCAUUCCUUGUUUGGGUUUGUGAUAGUGUUGGUAUUUUUUUGUUGUUGUUGUGUGUUUAUUUGUUUCUUGGUUUUCUCCAAGAAAAAUGUAUGAAGCGAUUUAGACUGAUUUUUUUGUUUGUUAAAUCUAAUUUGCAGUGUAUUUUUAUAUUUUCUAGUUCUGAAAGUGAAAAUGAAACAGUCUAUAAUAAGUUUAGAUUAUAUAUAGUUUUAAAAAGCUCUCAAAAUGUACUGAUACAAAAUCAGUCUAUAUUCUGGAAAUGUUUAUAUUAUAUUAAAGUGUUUUAAUUUCUAUAUAUUG
This is a messenger RNA of Zalophus californianus (California sea lion), 7123 nucleotides long. RefSeq names its product zinc finger matrin-type 1 (gene ZMAT1). The record is from RefSeq and is a predicted model, not a curated record. Gene Ontology annotation, molecular function: zinc ion binding; nucleic acid binding. The coding region runs from base 4485 to 5900 and encodes 471 amino acids. NCBI's taxonomy places the organism in Eukaryota, Metazoa, Chordata, Mammalia, Carnivora, Otariidae. The transcript is spliced from 3 exons.